UGACCAGAUCACAGACAACCCCCGCACCCACUUACAGACACACGCACGCCCCUGGGUGCUUUCAUCUUGGUCAUCAGCUUUGGACAAAAUCGUCUCAGAGGCAACUUUGAGGCCCUUCAGCCUCGGAUGGAAGAAACAGGGAGGGACAAAGCCUGCCAGAAAAUAGACGGUAGAGGCCCCCGCUCCCCUGCCCUGGGGACCUGCCACUGCACAGGCCAGUGGCAUGGCAGCAGCUUCCUCCUGCCAAGGAGAUUUCCAAUGACAUUGCCUCCUUUAUAAUUCAUGUGCGGUUGUUUGACUAGAAGAGAGGUAUGAGUGCAGACCUGAGAGACAGCCUCCUGCUUGGAAUCCUGGCCCAAUCCCAUACAAGCUGUGUGACCUUGGAGCCUAGAAGAGAAAUUAAGGGACUCCGGUUCUGAGCUGCUGCUGGAUAUUUUGCAGAAGACCGUGAAACAUCCUCUGUGCGUGAAGCAUCCGCCAUCUGUGACGUAUGCCCGGUGCUUUCUCUCGGAGCUCAUCAGAAAGCUGGAUUAUCUCUCUACCUGUCUCCAUCCAGCCUUCCGGGGACUCAGUCACACUUUCUGAGAGCUCAGCCAUCAUAUCCCAUGGCACCACCGGCCUGGUCACGUGGAAUGCUGCACUCUACCUUGCAGAAUGGGCCAUAGAGAACCCAGCGGCUUUCACUCACAGGACUGUCUUAGAGCUCGGCAGUGGAGCCGGCCUCACAGGCCUGGCCAUUUGCAAGAUGUGCCAUCCUAGAGCAUACAUCUUCAGUGACUGUCACAGCCUUGUCCUUGAGCAGCUCCGAGGGAACAUCCUUCUCAAUGGCCUCCUGUUAGAGUCAGAUGCCACCGCCCCUGCGCAGCACCCAGGACACAGCACCCGCAACACAGAGAGCCCCAGGGUGACGGUGGCACAGCUGGACUGGGACAUCGUGACGGCCCCUCAGCUCGCUGCCUUCCAGCCAGACGUCAUCAUCGCAGCAGAUGUGCUGUACUGCCCAGACACUGUCCUCUCGCUGGUCAGGGUCCUGCAGACACUCUCUGCUUGCCAGAAGGACCGGCAGGCUCCUGACGCCUACAUUGCCUUCACCAUCCGCAACCCAGAGACAUGCCGGCUGUUCACCACUGAGCUAGGGAAGGCUGGGAUCUCAUGGGAAGCGGCGCCUCGCCACAACCAGAAGCUGUUUCCCUACGAAGAGCACUCGGAGAUGGAAAUUCUGAAACUAAUGCUCAGACUCAACAGAAAACCAGCUGUCGCUGUGAAAAGAAAGCCAAAUAAACAAGCUCACUUCACUAAGUACUGGCUGGAAAUGCCUGCCUACAAAGGCUCUCUGCCUGGACUGCUCACUGGCUGCUGGAAGAUGAGCCUUGGAGACGCAUCAGUACCAGCCCAACUCUGCCCUCCCCAGAGAAAUGAAGACGGGAAGAGAAGGGAGGACGUUCUCGAAGGGAACGUAAAUAUGCCUAAACCUCAUCUCGGCACUGCCCUCCGGCACUUGGGAACCCUGGGCCCCAAGCAGAGCCAGCCCAGCCCUCUUGCCUGGACGGAAGAGCAGGACUGAACGGAGGGCGUGGAGGCUAAAAGGACAUAAACCUCUUAAAUCCCUGGCAAACAGCACCUGAGCCCACCGGGCAGGGAGGAGCUGGCACACCAGGAAACAGCCUCCCUUCCUGGAGUUGUCAGCAGCUCCUCCGACAGGUUCCUGGCAAGCAGCAUCUCUGUCCCAGGUGGCCCCUGGAGCAGGGCCCAAGGCCAGGCCCAACUCAGCCUGAGGCUGAUGUGUGUAUGGCCCUUGAGCUGAGAGUAUCUUUUAAUUUUUAAAGGGUUGCAAAAACAAAUGUGCAACAGAGGCCAAUAAAAUAUUUACAAUCUUGUCA
Myotis daubentonii (Daubenton's bat) is the source of this 1880-nucleotide messenger RNA. It is a transcript of the gene EEF2KMT, whose product is annotated as eukaryotic elongation factor 2 lysine methyltransferase. The record is from RefSeq and is a predicted model, not a curated record. Gene Ontology annotation, cellular component: protein-containing complex. Lineage: Eukaryota; Metazoa; Chordata; Mammalia; Chiroptera; Vespertilionidae.